This is a messenger RNA of Saccostrea cuccullata (small rock oyster), 2002 nucleotides long. Its product is annotated as vascular cell adhesion protein 1-like. The coding region runs from base 195 to 1844 and encodes 549 amino acids. The record is from RefSeq and is a predicted model, not a curated record. NCBI's taxonomy places the organism in Eukaryota, Metazoa, Mollusca, Bivalvia, Ostreida, Ostreidae. The transcript has 10 exons.
AUAAGAUUCUUAAAUCACAAUUUUUUAUUUCUUGUGUUUUGUUAUUUCUUCUUCAAAUCUCCAGGUUGCGUUUCGUCGUCGGGCAAUCAGGUGAUACUGUAUCCUAUGGAAAGGAGGGAGGGGCGAUACGAUUGAUAUGUCCUUUAUCACCACCAGACGAAAAUGGACGAACGGGCUGGAGAGGACCACCGUCAAUGACUGCCUACUUUUUUAAUGAGCAGAAAAACCCUAAAUUAUCUAGAGGGGAACGCCUAACAGUGGUGAGAAAUACAGAUACAGAGGGAUACGACCUUCAGCUAGCUGGACUCACCAGAGAGGAUGACGUCGGGCAAUACUCUUGUGAUGUGAACUCGAUUCCAGCGAAACAACACAUGAUAAAUCUGAAAUUAUAUUUGCGUCCAUCCAGCAUAGACAUUGAUUCCUACAAUGUAAAUGGUACCUUAACAGUCAAUGGUACAGAAGGUUCAUCUUUGAAUCUGUCAUGUCAGUCACCGGGUGGUGAUCCUCCAGCCAAUGUGUCUUGGUAUAAAGGAUCUGCAUUAUUAUCUACUGGUAUUAAUAAGACAUUUUACAGCUUUAUUCCUACAAGAGACAAUGAUCUACAAAACUACACAUGCACUGCAUACAAUCCGGCUUUAUCCCAACCAAUGAGAAGAAAUGUUCAAAUAUUCCUUAACUUGAGACCGAGAAUUCCGGAGAUUUCUAAGAUUCCAUUGACAAGGGAGGGCAAUCAGAUAAUGGUCAAGUGUUCAUCCUCCGGGGGUCGUCCUUCUGCAUAUCUCUGGUGGAUAUUCCGUGGAACAUACUUUAAAUCAACAUACAUUGACUCUACCAUCAACUCUUCUUCUCAGACGUAUACUGUGAAUUCAAUGUUAAAUAUUACAGUCAACAAAGAGGACAACGAAAAGAACAUAAUAUGUAUGGCAAAUAACUCUGUUGUGCCUACUGGUCUUCAGUCAUCUCAGAGACUAACGGUGUUAUAUAUGCCUAGAAUUCGGGUUUUUAGACUUCAUGGCGCACCAGCAGUCAACGAAUCUGCACCCUUUUCAGUGUUUUGCUCAGUCGAUAGCCCUAGUUUCACAAAUAUGUCUUUUCGGAAUCAGAAAACCAAUGAGAUUGUCAACAUGAGUUCCUUGACGAACAUCCUGAGGUUCACAGAAAAAUCAGCUAGAUGUUUUCAUACAGCGCCGUACAUUUGUACAGCCGAAAAUUCUAUAGGCUUUACUUCAUCGAAUCCGAUAAAUAUAUCUGUUAACUGUGGGCCAAGAUCCCUGGAUGGCUUAUACUUUCUACGAGUUGCUCUUCCUACAAGUAACAAGCUAGAAAUAUCGGCGAGUUUUCAAUCAUACCCUACUCCAUCUUUUCAAUGGAGCUUCCGACAAACAAGUACCUCGCCGGAAGUUCCUUUGUCCAGAGAUUUUGAAACGACCAGGACCAGUUUAAAUAUUUCUUCAUUUACUUUGCAUUUGAAAAAGACAAACGUAGAAGAAGAAGAAUUUGGUUAUUAUACUGUGAGGGUAGCCAAUGAUUAUGGAUCGUUUAUGACAACUUUCUAUAUAACUCCUGAAGAAGACCCCGAAUCUCAGCAGAGCUCAUGCAAAUCUUCAACAGAGUUAUCCGCCCUUUUUCCUGCAUUGACAACAAUCUCUACUGUUUUCUUCGUCGUCUGUGUCGGACUUGUAAUUUUUAUCAUCCUGAAGAGGAAAUAUGAUAGAAAAGAUAUAUGCUGUUUCAGAAGAUCCAUAAAAGAAGAUUACGUCAAGCAAGAUAUCACAAAGAUAGAAGAUCAUCAAUACCAGGACAUCGAUGCAGUUAAAAAAAAAGGUAAAUUUCAUUUCAAUUAAUAUAGAAUUCAAUCUACAAAUGGAUUUAAGAAAUAAACAUUUUUUAUGAAAAUAUCAAAUUUGAUGAAAGUUUAGCAACUCCAGUAAUGUGUAUCCCGUCAAUAAUGGCAAAAAAUAUCCAUAAAGAAUUCAAAAGUCGUUUAGAUAAUUUUUAAAUA